Messenger RNA from Anopheles arabiensis, 654 nucleotides. RefSeq names its product glutathione S-transferase D1-like. Lineage: Eukaryota; Metazoa; Arthropoda; Insecta; Diptera; Culicidae. Gene Ontology annotation, molecular function: glutathione transferase activity. The record is from RefSeq and is a predicted model, not a curated record. The transcript has a single exon. Gene Ontology annotation, biological process: glutathione metabolic process. Bases 4 to 654 code for a protein of 216 amino acids.
CGCAUGGAUCUGUAUUACAACAUCCUGUCACCGCCAUCGCGUGCCAUACUGUUGCUCGGUGAGGCACUGCAGCUAAAGUUCAACCUGAUCAGUCUGGACGUGCACCGGAAGGAUUAUGUGAACCCGGCGUUCAAGAAGAUCAACCCACAGCACACGGUACCGACGCUGGUCGUCGAUGGUGUGGCCAUCUGCGAGCCAGGCGCCAUUCUGAUCUACCUGGCAGAGCAGUACGCACCGGCCGGAACCACCUACUAUCCGCCCGAUCCGCUGCGUCGGGCCAUCGUCAACCAGCGAUUGCUGUUCGAGUGCGGCACACUGUACAAGUGUAUCUUUGUGUACUACAGCCCGGUCGUGCUGGAACGGGCCACACCGGUAGAGACCGAUCGCCAAAAGCUGAUCGAAGCGGUUGCCGUGCUGGAUGGCAUUCUGCAGCACAGUGCCUUCGUGGCCGGGGAUUGUCUUACUGUGGCGGACUAUUCGCUCGUGUGCACCGUUUCCAUGCUGGUGGUGCUGAAGUUUGAGCUCUCGCCAUAUGCCGCUGUUCGGCGGUGGUACGAGCGGUGCAAGGAAGUGAUUGCGGGUUACACCGACCUGACACAGCGUGCCGUUACAAUGUUCCAAAAAUGGAUGGAGCAGGAAAACAGCAAAGGCUAA